UUCAAGCUAACAAGUCUGCGUUUCCACCAUGCACGCCCGCACGACCCUGAUCUUCCUCCUGCAGUAUUGUGCGUGUGUUCACACGGCGACUGUGGAGAUGCGCCCCGGUGCGGGUUUUCCCACAUCACCGGGCUCGUAUUCACGCACACUCGCCUCAUCUGGCACCAAGCGCUUCUCAAGAGUAAGCAAAGACUCCGUAGAGCCUCACGAGUACAUGCUCUCCAUCUAUAAAACUUUUUCGGCUGCCGAGAAACUGGGACUGAACGCGAGCUUUUUCCGUUCGUCUAAAGCCGCAAACACGAUAACGAGUUUUGUGGAUAAUGGACAAGAUGACUCUCCAAAUUCUCCUCUAUGGACACAGAAGUAUCUCUUUGAUAUCUCAUCACUUUCUGAUAAAGUCGAACUGCUGGGUGCUGAACUAAGAAUCUACACAAAAGUCUCUGGAAACUUCCCAACAUCUGACAUGGGUCCCAUGGAGAUUCAGCUUCUUUCCUGCCAGACUCACAAACUACUGGAUUCCAAAAUCUUAGACUUGCAGGACUCACACAAACCAAGAUGGGAAGUCCUUGAUGUGUGGGAAAUUUUUGCAGAACGACAUUUACACACACACAGGAACUUCUUUUGUCUAGAGCUCAAGGUUUCCAUCGACAAUCUUGAGAAGGAAAUCGACUUACGGCAUCUUGGAUUUCACAGAUACGGGCGCCCACAACAGAAGAAAGCCAUAUUAGUGGUGUUCACCAAGUCAAAGAAAAGGCAGAGCUUGUACUAUGAGAAAAAAGGGAAGAUUAAAUUGGACCCUGACCAUGCUGGAAAGGAGAAAGUCCAUCGUGUGAAACCUCAGCGUAAACGGCGUACAGCGUUAAAUAACCGUCAUGGCAAACGGCAGGGCAGAAAGUCCAAGUCUAGAUGCAGCAAGAAGCCAUUGCAUGUCAAUUUCAAAGAGCUGGGCUGGGAUGACUGGAUUAUUGCUCCUUUGGAUUACGAGGCAUAUCAUUGUGAGGGUAUCUGUGACUUUCCACUUAGGUCGCAUUUAGAGCCCACUAAUCAUGCCAUCAUACAGACUUUGAUGAACUCUAUGAACCCCAGCAACAUGCCACCCAGCUGCUGUGUGCCUUCCAAACUUAGCCCUAUCAGCAUCUUGUACAUAGAUUCUGGGAAUAAUGUAGUGUACAAACAAUAUGAGGACAUGGUGGUGGAGUCAUGUGGAUGCAGGUGACUGGUGGUGUUCCUCAAAAGUCUAAAUGCCUGGUCAUUACUGUAAAGAUAAAUGGGCGAAGAGUUAUUAGAGCUGAGAAAGGUUAUUAUAGCCAUCAGUUGCUACAAUUUAAUACAAUUCAUUGCUAUGAAGCCAUUUUUAUAUCAUAUUUUGGGUUAAAUACUUGUCAUUACAAAAGAUUAUUUCCAUUUUGUCUGUUUUAAGGUAAUUCCACUUCUCAUACAUCAAGAUUCACCCUAUAAAAUACUCGUUAAAAUGCCUAAAAUAUAGUAUGUCCGUCUUUCUGUAAAUAACAUGUACAGUUUCUGAAUUCUAUGGUCAAUUUACAGUUUUUCAUUUUAAUUUAUACCGUGUUGUAUUAAAUUAUUUUAACCAAUCAUAUCGUUACAAUUUUGUAUUUAAAAACUUUUGUAGAUUGGAGUUUUUUGUGUAUCUACCUCAAUGAAGAACUUGGCUUUUAAAAUGUUCCUAGAUAUAUGAAUGUGAGGAAGAUUUCUUUCAACAUCCCACAUAAAUACUGUAGCCAAAUGUGGAAGCUUUAUUCUUCUAAUAAAAUACUAUUUAAUAGUGUUAAGAAUUCAGCCAGCUUGUUUUUAACGGUUGUGGUGUUAAACUGAUGAACUCACAAAUAAGCUAAUGUGUAAUGAUAAAACACAAUGGAUCGUGCUGUUAUAGAAAAGUAAUCCAUAACAGAGAGGAAUGAUGUGUUAUCAUGUCGAAUAGUCAUAUUUGUCUAUAGCUACAUGGCUCAAAGUGUUUCCUUGAUUAUAUACAACAGCAAUUCGCCAACAAUUAAAAUACUUAAUGAUUUUAGCAUUGUGAAAAGUCUGUUCCUGUUACCACUUACACUAUAGUUGUACCAAUUACAUUAUAUAAGAUAAAGCUGUUCUCUAUAUCUUGACGUUAAUAAGAUAGGAACCAGAAUGUACAAAGCCUUUUGUACAAAGUGCUGACACUGGAGACUCCUUCUAUAAAUA
Molecule: messenger RNA, 2193 nt
Organism: Hemibagrus wyckioides
Lineage: Eukaryota; Metazoa; Chordata; Actinopteri; Siluriformes; Bagridae
Gene: gdf6b
Product: growth differentiation factor 6b
Exons: 2
Coding region: 29-1216 (395 amino acids)
Biological process (GO): SMAD protein signal transduction; BMP signaling pathway
Cellular component (GO): extracellular region
Molecular function (GO): cytokine activity; growth factor activity
Source: RefSeq, a predicted model, not a curated record